Corticium candelabrum is the source of this 915-nucleotide messenger RNA. RefSeq names its product transcription factor Adf-1-like. The record is from RefSeq and is a predicted model, not a curated record. Bases 1 to 798 code for a protein of 265 amino acids. The transcript is spliced from 3 exons. Lineage: Eukaryota; Metazoa; Porifera; Homoscleromorpha; Homosclerophorida; Plakinidae.
AUGGACCGUACGCUUACCGUCGACGAACGUCUAAUCGCAGCCGUGCGCAACUUCUCAUGCAUCUGGAAAGUAUCCACCGACAUGCGCAGAGACCAGAUAGCCAAGGAGUACGCUUGGCGCGAGAUUGCAGCCGAGGUGGAGUGUUUAUCACUCGACUGCUGUAGAAAACGCUGGAAAAGCUUACGAGACAGAUAUGUGAAAGAAUUGAAGAAACUCAGGAAUAGACGUGAGAAAAGCAGAGACGGGGAGGAAGUGAAAGCGACAUCUUGGUAUUUGUACGAUCAACUGUCGUUCCUAAAUGACUCCGUCCGUCACAGAGCGAGAAGGUAUCUUGACUAUAGCCAGACUAGUUUCAGUACACAGUCUAUGGCACCUGGUCGUGACGAAUCAAGUGUAGAAGAGUCGAGUUGUGGUCAGUUUAAAGCUGAAGAUGCAGCACAUAGUGACAAUGGUACGUAUUCGGAGGAACACAAAGGUGAUCAUUCGACCUCAUCCGAGAACAACAUUGCGUGUACUACUGCGACUACUACAGAUUCUUCUUUCGACCCUUCCGAUUUGUAUCUCAAAGUAAAGAAGAGGCGUGUCAGUCCAGAAUGUGAUGAUGGUGUGAUUAUGGCAAAAGUGCAAAAUUUUCAUGAACAAAGAAAGCGACCUAACAAUGAAUCAGAGGCCGCGCUGUAUGGUAGAUUGGUCAGUGCCACUCUUGAGAGGUUUACACCUCAACAGAGGGCUCUGGCAAGAAUCAAAAUCGAUGAGAUUCUUUUUAACAUUGAGUUUGGAAGUGCAGGAGGUCUUUAGCAGAAUACUGUAGUGAUGGAGAUUUAUCAAUUUAUGUAUAGUGUCACAUUGAAAUUGAGGAUUAAAUUAAGCAUUGUGUGAUAGUUGUACAUGAAGACUUCUAUUGUGUUGUUUUUG